AUGUCGAAUGAUGAAACUACCGCAGAAGACAACAAGUGUAAGAAUAAUUUAAUUGGAAUGAAGAAAAAUGAGGUAGUUUUGUGUAGGCGUAAUUCCCAGAUUGUCAUUCACUAUCCUAUCGGUGAGGAUCUUUUGAAAGAAGAAUGUCGAUGGAAAUUUUUGGAAUGGUAUCCACGUUGCUACCUUCCAUGCAGUAUCAAUUCUUAUUACACUCAUCCUAGGUCAUGUCAGCGGAAAAUGCAAUCAUCGAAAGUGGCUAACUCAUCGUAUAACGCUGUCACUAUAUCAUCAGAUGACAGUGUUAUGGACAGUAUCAUGUUGGAUGAUUUGCCGGAGCAUAUUCAUAUACAAAUUAUGCAAUAUAUACAUCCAACUGAACGCUUCAUUAAUGUUUCACUGGUAUCAAAAUAUUGGUACAAAGUCGUUAAUCGAGGUAUAUUCUGGCGUGAGAUCUGUAUUCACUUAUCUUGGUCUCAAACAGUCUCAAAAUCAUUACAGAUUUUUCUUCGAAAGCUGGACGAAAGUUGCAUCAAAUUAUUUCAGGCUCAAAUGCAUGUCGAGAAAAUGUGUAUAAAUACGUUUGAAGAGAAUCCGUUUCCUGAUAAGUUGUUUAUCAGUUUAUUUCCUCCGGAAAUGAAGCGCAUGAAAGUACUAGAUAUAGGUUUUCAUCCUAUGUUAUCACAGAGUUUAGUAGAAUUUUUUUCAAAAUGUUUUCCGAAUUUGCAAGAGUUAAAUGUCGAAGGAACAAAAGCGUUUGGUAGUCAUGUUUAUUCUACUCUAUUAUCAAAGGGUUUCCCGAAUUUAAGAAAAAUUCUAAUUUCAAAUUGCUCAUUAUUGUCUGCUGAGGAUUACCGUCAAUUUUGCCGUAUCAGUCGACCCAUUGAAGUUUUAAGUGUAGAUGGAACUACAUCUCUGGGUAACUUCUCCGCGAUGUAUUUGGAAAAAUCGCCUUUUGCGCUAACUCUUACUAGGCUUUACUUAGAUGGUGAAGAUAUGGAUGAUUUUGGAUUUCAAGCUCUUACUGCUUGUAAAAACCUAAAUUUGCUCUCCAUUUCUUUUUGUGAAAAUCUUACUGAUGCUUCAUUAGAUUUUGUCAAGACGUUUCCAAACUUGGGUCAUCUUCACCUAAGAAAGGGUAGAAAAUUUACUUUCGAUGGAUUGAUGAAACUGUUCAAGCUAUGCAAUAAUGAAACUGUCAUGUUUCCUGUGAUGUUACGCUUUUUGGACCUAAGUGAAUGCCCAGCUGUAGAUGAUCGUGUUGUAGACCAACUUACAUCGAGGAUCAGUCGUGGUCCCGUGGUAGAUGGUUCUAUAUUACGCUGCAAAUUCACUUUACUAAGAUAA
Thelazia callipaeda (thelaziosis nematode) is the source of this 1344-nucleotide messenger RNA. NCBI's taxonomy places the organism in Eukaryota, Metazoa, Nematoda, Chromadorea, Rhabditida, Thelaziidae. The record is from the annotation of a GenBank genome assembly.